Molecule: messenger RNA, 528 nt
Organism: Coccomyxa subellipsoidea C-169
Lineage: Eukaryota; Viridiplantae; Chlorophyta; Trebouxiophyceae; Coccomyxaceae
Exons: 3
Coding region: 1-528 (175 amino acids)
Source: RefSeq, a predicted model, not a curated record
AUGGCUGCAGGCGGAGAGCAAGGGGGCUCAUUCAACCCAUUCAGGAACAAAAAGAAAGAGGAUGCGGCCAAGAAGGCGCUCCAAGAAAUGUUCCAGGGGAAGCAGGACAUGUUGGCAGCCUAUGAUGCUGGAGGUGGCGGCUCAGGCAAGGGAGGCAAGGGUGGAAGGGGGGGCGGUGGUGAUGGGGAGGACGGCGGCGGCUUUAAUUUCCGAGAGUGGUCAACGAAGUUCCUGAGGGAUCUGGGGGGCGGUGCAAAGUCGCUGCUGCAGACGGUGGCAGCGCUCCUGCUGCUGCUGAGCGUCUUCUACGCUGCCAGUUUCGUGCGGCCGCUGUCCGCGGCAGCCCUCAACGCCGUGCGAUACAUCCUGCGCCUGGACGGCAGAGGCGCCCGCAGGGUGAGACUGCCAGCAUGCUUACCGCUGUGCUACUUGCCCUUGCAAACCAAUGAAUGGAACUUUUCAAUUCUACGUUAUAGUGAUUCGUUGAUUGCCAGGGAGACUGUUGGUCAAUGUGCAAUAAUUGCCUGA